GCGCUCCCCCAACGCCCACGUAAGGAAGUGGUUGCGUUUCUCGGAGAGGAAAAGGGAAGUCGGGCUGCCUCCGCGGGGCAGCCAGCAACUCCCGCUCGCUGCGUGCUGGCCGGUUCGUGUCGACUGCCCAGAGUCCACGAACUCGCCCUGCCCGGCAAGAGAGCUCGCCAUGGCCUACCACAGCUUCCUGCUGGAGCCCAUCAGCUGCCACGCCUGGAACAAGGACCGGACCCGUAAGUACCCGUAAGCCCCGCUGGGACCGGGAGCUCCUCGCACCAGGGUCCCCCAUCCCAAAAUCCCCGAGGACGACCCCAAGCACCGAGCAUGCCGGGGUGGGGACAGGCACCCCGCAUCCCUGCCGGGGCUGAGCGAUGUCCCCCCGGGUGGGACAGAGCUGGCAUGGGGUCGGAUUUGGGGGCUGCGGGUCCUGCCGUGGAUGGAUUUUGGGGCUGGGACAGGAUGCAUCCCCCUCCCCAUCUCAGUCCCACUGCCGGGACGGAGCCCACGCAGGGGGUGUCAGCACGGCUCCGGCUCCAGCACGGAGAGGGACGGUGAAGCACUGCGGAGGAGAGCAGAGCGGAGCGGAGGAGCUCUGCGGGUGAUUCAUGGCCGAUGGCAUUUCCCGGCCUCGGAGCGGGGGAUGUGGGAGAGAACAAAAAGGGCUUUCUGCGACGGGGCAGCGUGCCGGGCAGGCGGGGCAGGAUGGGGCCAGGCGGGCGCUGAGCACCCGCAGCCAUCCCAAGCCAUCCCAAAACAUCCCGUCCCAUCCCGCGGGUCCCCUGGGACCACAUUGCCACACCGGGACCCUGAGGAUGCAGGGCUGCGGGGUGUGGAGGAGUGCCCAUGGGGCCGGGCAAACCCCAGCGAGCCUGGGUGACGGGGACACACGGAGCCUGUCCCCGCCACCAGCAGAGCCGUGACCCAGGUGGGGGCCCUGCCCCGGCCGCUGUCCCCCCCGCAGAGAUCGCCCUGUGCCCCAACAACCACGAGGUGCACAUCUACCGCAAGGACGGCGCCAAGUGGAGCAAGGUGCACGAGCUGAAGGAGCACAACGGGCAGGUGACGGGCAUCGACUGGGCUCCUGAGAGCAACCGGCUGGUGACGUGCGGGACCGACCGCAAUGCCUACGUCUGGACCCUGAAGGGCAACGUCUGGAAGCCCACCCUGGUCAUCCUGCGGAUCAACCGGGCCGCCCGCUGCGUCAAGUGGUCCCCCAAGGAGAACAAGUUCGCCGUGGGCAGCGGCUCCCGGCUCAUCUCCAUCUGCUACUUCGAGCAGGAGAAUGACUGGUGGGUUUGCAAGCACAUCAAGAAGCCCAUCCGCUCGACGGUGCUCAGCCUGGACUGGCACCCCAACAACGUCCUGCUGGCCGCCGGCUCCUGCGACUUCAAGUGCCGGAUCUUCUCCGCCUACAUCAAGGAGGUGGAGGAGCGGCCGAGCCCCACGCCGUGGGGCUCCAAGAUGCCCUUUGGGGAGCUGAUGUUCGAGUCGAGCAGCAGCUGCGGGUGGGUGCACAGCAUCUGCUUCUCGGCCAGCGGCACCCGCGUGGCCUGGGUGAGCCACGACAGCACGCUCUGCCUCGCCGAUGCCAACAAGAAGAUGGCCGUCGCCUCCCUCUGCACCGAGACCCUUCCCCUCCUGGCCGUCACCUUCAUCACCGAGAACAGCCUGGUGGCCGCGGGCCAUGACUGCUACCCGAUGCUGUUCACCUACGAGGAGGGCCAGGGCACGCUGACCUUCGGGGGGAAGCUGGACGUCCCCAAGCAGAGCUCCCAGCGCGGCCUCACCGCCCGCGAGCGCUUCCAGAACCUGGAUAAGAAAGCGAGCUCGGACACCUCCAACGCCACGCUGGACACCGUGCACAAGAACAGCAUCAGCCAGAUCUCCGUGCUGGCGGGCGGGAAAGCCAACUGCUCGCAGUUCUGCACCACGGGGAUGGACGGCGGCAUGAGCAUCUGGGACGUCAAGAGCCUGGAGUCGACGCUGAAGGAUCUCAAGAUCAAAUGAAGGAGGCAGCCGGGAAGGUGUCCGGCCGCCAGCCCGCCCCUGCUCCGCUGCUCCUGCCUGCUUUGUCCCCGCGCCACGCGAGCCCCCCGCGAGCCGCCCGCGCGCUCCCCCGGCUGCCAGCCAGCACGGGGCACCGGGCCGGUGGGCAGCCAGCCCCGCGGCUGCUCUAACACGAAGAUAAAGGUUUUUUUUUUGUUUUGUUUUGUUUUUUUUACUAUUUUUGUUACCAUCCUAACCGAUGCUGGUCAUACGUCGCUUAAAGAAGUAAAAAAAAUAAAGCAGAGAUUUUUUUUCCUGUGUAUAUCCAA
Molecule: messenger RNA, 2315 nt
Organism: Cygnus atratus (black swan)
Lineage: Eukaryota; Metazoa; Chordata; Aves; Anseriformes; Anatidae
Gene: ARPC1B
Product: actin related protein 2/3 complex subunit 1B
Exons: 9
Coding region: 844-2007 (387 amino acids)
Biological process (GO): Arp2/3 complex-mediated actin nucleation
Cellular component (GO): Arp2/3 protein complex; actin cytoskeleton
Molecular function (GO): actin filament binding
Source: RefSeq, a predicted model, not a curated record